Molecule: messenger RNA, 654 nt
Organism: Rotaria sordida
Lineage: Eukaryota; Metazoa; Rotifera; Eurotatoria; Philodinida; Philodinidae
Source: the annotation of a GenBank genome assembly
AUGGCAACAAAAGCAGCAUCAUCAUCGAAAAUAAAUUCAGAAGAUCCAAAAACUGAUGGAAAAUCACCUACUAAUGAUACACCAAUUACUGAAGAAGAUUUAAAGCAAAAAGAAACACCUAUUAAUGUAAGCGAUGUACUUCGUUUAAAAAAAUCUACGAAAGAUUAUUUAAUAGAAACAGAUGAUAAUGUAUAUAAAAUUGAUUUUAUUCAUUUUCGAAUUCGUGAUAUGAAAACAAAUAAGGUUCUAUUUGAAGUUCAACGAGAACCUGAUGAUGAUGAGGCAAUGGAUGAAAUGGAUUCAUCAGCUGGUCGUUUUGUUCAAUAUCGGUUUCCACCAUCAUUUCUUAAACUUAAACAAGUUGGCGCUUUAGUUGGUUUUAAAGUUGGUGAUCGUGAAGUAAAAUCUUUUCGAAUGAUUGAACGUCAUUUUUUUCGUGAUCAACUUAUUAAAUCAUUUGAUUUUGAUUUUGGUUUUUGUCCACCAAAUUCAACAAAUUCAAUUGAACAUAUCUAUGAUAUGCCUACUAUGGAUUCUAAACAGAUCAAAGAAAUGAUUGAACAUCCAUAUGAAACAAAAUCUGAUAGUUUUUAUUUUGUUGACAAUCAAUUAAUUAUGCAUAAAAAAGCAACUUAUGCAUUCGAUCUGGAUUAA